Molecule: messenger RNA, 3493 nt
Organism: Drosophila grimshawi
Lineage: Eukaryota; Metazoa; Arthropoda; Insecta; Diptera; Drosophilidae
Gene: Set8
Product: histone-lysine N-methyltransferase PR-Set7
Exons: 3
Coding region: 349-2532 (727 amino acids)
Molecular function (GO): protein binding; histone H4K20 methyltransferase activity
Source: RefSeq, a predicted model, not a curated record
AAGACAUCAACAACUCUACUGCAAAAUGGAAUAAAAAGAACCACACACAAAAAAAAAGUUUUGCGGAAAAGGAAAAGUGCAUUUGACUGACUGUAAAAAUAGUAUAACAAGGCGGCAUAAUUAAUUGCAAUGUGCAUAAAACAGUGUAAAACGAAAAACAUGCGCUUCUGCGUAUGACGACAAAAUUCGUAUCAGCUAAAUAAAUAGUCUGUUUUUCCGUUUUCUCGUUUCUGGUUUCACAGUGUGUGUGCUACAAACUUGCUGCCUUAGUGUAAUUUAUUAAUUAUCGACGGAUUUCCACCCGACACGGAUUUCCACAACUCCAAUUUUGUGUUAGCUCAAAGCUAAAUGAUAAUGGUUCGCAGACGCGCACGGCCCGCCAAAGAGCCCGCCCUAAACGGGGUCGUUGCUGCCAACAACAUCAGCAGCAGUAGCAACAGCGACAACACAACGCUGACCCUGCCGUUCAAUGGCGUACCAAUGAGCGCUGUGGCCGCCAAUAGCAAUAAUUUGCUGGAUGAUCAAUACUUUGCCAGCCCUAAGCGAAAAGACUGUCGCCUCAUGAAACCAAACGAAGGCAAUCUCAGUGCAGCAAAUCAUCCACAAUCCAUUGACAAAUCCAGCAACUCAAUCAAGUCUGAGGCUGGUCGCACAAUUGGUGUACAAUUGGCAACGCGCUCGCAAACACGCACCAUUGAAAACUUCUUUAGAGCGAAUGCAGCUAAGAAAAAAACAACAAUUUUAUCAACAGAAUUUACAACAACAACUGCAUCAGAUGAGCAAAAGACAAUAAGCAUAAAUGAAGCCUUAGUGGAUGAACUGGAGGAGGAGUCGCUACUAUAUGAUGCACACUCGAUAGCUUCACCAUCGACCAGUAACAGCAACAGCGCCAGCGCCAGUUCGCCAGCAUAUCAAAUCGACGAUGAUCUGGACGCUGAGCACACUAACGACAACAGCUCCGAGACGGGGGGCUCUAACUACACAGAUACACACAUCCAUACACACUCACAGACACAAGUCCAAGACCAAGACACAGAACACACAGAUGCAGCAGGCAUACAAAGCACAACUGCCUUCCAGACGCAUCGGUCGGCACUGCGCGACAGUCACAGCUCGUCGCAUAGCAGCAGCAGUAGCAGUGCAGCGACCUCGGACAAUAUAUUUCUGCAGGAGCCGGUGCUGACGCUGGACAUCGAUCGAACGCCCACCAAGGCCUCCAGCAUACGCAUCAAUAAAAGCUUCGAGCUGGCCAAUGCCGUAUUCUCCUCGCCGCCCUCAGUGCUGAGUGCCUGUAUGCUCAACGGUCGCUUCAAUCAGAUUGUUACGCUCAAUGGUCACGGGACGGGGCACGAGCAACAGCAUCAGCAACAGCAACAGCAACUGCAACAUGAGCAGCAGCAGCAGCAACCGUUGAGCGGUUGCGAAUUGGAUCAACAUGACAGCAGUUCCUGCGACAGUGGCGUUGCCUGCAGCCUGACGGCAGGCGUGUCGCCAGCGGUGAUUGGAACGCGUCGACGCAAGCCGGCAACACCGCAUCGCAUCUUAUGCCCCUCGCCCAUCAAGACAAUGCCGCGCGAUGCAGCGCUGCUGAUGAAGGGUGAGGUGCAGUCGCCGAGAAAGUCGCCGCGCAAACUGCAAUUGCAAUUGGCAGCCGCAAGCAGUGUGUGCAAAUCGCGACGAAGACUGAAUCAGCCAAAGCCACAAGCGCCUUACCAGCAGCCCAGCCCAAUGCCCAAUGAUGAUGUUGUUGUUGUCGUUUUAGACGAUGACGGGGACGUGGAUGGGGACGAUGAUGAGGAUGAUGUGCAUGCGCUGAUCAAGGCCGCCGAGGAGCGUGAGAAUCUGACUAAAUCAAAGGCAACAAUGCUCAAGCCGACAGCAGCCGCAUCGGCAGCAGCAGCAAAAGCAUCAGCAGCUGCCGUCAAACCAAAGGCGACUUCCAGCAGGCCGGGCAAAGCCAAGUCGUUGGCAGCCAAGUCACAGCCGCUGGCUGCAACCAAUGGCAAUCGUGAGCUAACCGAAUUCUUUCCGGUGCGGCGCAGUGUGCGCAAGACCAAGACGGCCGUCAAAGAGGAAAUGAUGCGCAAUCUGGAGCAGGCUGUGCUCGAGGAGCGCUGCGACGGACUCCAGGUGCGCCACUUUAUGGGCAAAGGGCGUGGCGUUGUCGCCAUGCGGCGAUUCAAGCGUAACGAGUUCGUCGUCGAAUAUGUGGGUGACCUGAUCGCCAUUAGCGAGGCCACCCAACGGGAGCGUUGCUAUGCGCUGGACGAGAAUGCCGGCUGUUAUAUGUACUAUUUUAAGCAUAAGAACCAGCAGUACUGCAUCGAUGCGACCAUUGAUACGGGGAAGCUGGGACGCCUCAUAAAUCACUCGCGCAACGGCAAUCUGAUGACCAAAGUGGUCGUGAUCAAGCAGCGGCCGCAUUUGGUGCUGCUGGCCAAGGAUGACAUUGAGGCUGGCGAGGAGCUGACCUAUGACUAUGGCGAUCGUUCCAAGGAGUCGCUGCUGCAUCAUCCGUGGCUGGCAUUUUGAGCCUACGCCCGGCAACUAUCAUUACCUAAAUAUACAUAAUAAAUGCAUAAUAUUAGCUUAGUUAUUCUUUAAUGAACAAAAUGAGAAAAAGAUGAACGAAACAACAAAAAACAAUAUAAAAACAAAAACAAAAACAAAACUGUUAGUGCAAAAUAACCGUAAAGGAUAUAGAGAGCAUCAUUUCAUAUUUUUGGAUCUGUUAGCGUUUUUUCCUUUGUGUUAAGGCAUCGAUUAUGAAACUGUUAAACAUUUAGACGAAGUUGAAGCGGUAUGCUUAUAAUUAUGACAUUAGCAUUGCAUUCACCACAUUUAUAAUGAAACUCAAACAGACUCACACACACACACACACACAUAUACACAUCCAUACACACUCUAUUUAUAUAGACCUAGUUAUAUAUGCAUAUACACCACAUGUGUAUGUGAAAUAUUGCUUAUUAUUAUGUACUAUUUACUGCCAUAGUGCUAUCUAUAUAUGUAUACACCCCGUGCACCUCGCUGGCCAAUCCCAAUCCAAAAAGAAAACAAAAAAACAAACAUAAAUCCUAACUCCUGACUAGAUUAAAUAUAAUGAAUAUAAUAAUAAUUAGUGCAUCGAUCAGCAUCCAUUUAAGCACAUUAAACAUACAUUUGACGAGGCUUUCUAUAGCGUCCACUGGCAAAGUCCUACUUCCCGAGAGAAUGUGAGACAUUGAAGAUUAGUUUCGGACUAAUCAUAUCAUCUAUUGAGCUUCCGCUGGCACAAGUGAGCCACUCUAUAAGCAGGUUUCAAUUACACAAUACACAACGCCUCCAUACUCCACUCCAGUAGAAUGAUGAAUCUAAUUAAAUGCCGGUCCUUACCCCGUCCCCACAAAAAAAAAACCCCUAUUGAUAAGUAAGAUCAUCAACGCAAGAAAUGUAUUGCAACAAAAACUUGGUUCAAAUUAUCAAAUAAACAUAAAACGUUUCUUCAAUUACUAUA